This is a messenger RNA of Lodderomyces pseudojiufengensis, 672 nucleotides long. It is a transcript of the gene RHO2, whose product is annotated as Rho family GTPase. Gene Ontology annotation, biological process: small GTPase-mediated signal transduction. The coding region runs from base 1 to 672 and encodes 223 amino acids. Gene Ontology annotation, molecular function: GTPase activity; GTP binding. NCBI's taxonomy places the organism in Eukaryota, Fungi, Ascomycota, Pichiomycetes, Serinales, Debaryomycetaceae. The transcript has a single exon. The record is from RefSeq and is a predicted model, not a curated record.
AUGUCAACAGAAAUUACAAGAAGAAAAUUAAUAAUAGUAGGAGAUGGAGCAUGUGGUAAAACUUCAUUAUUAUAUGUAUUUACGUUAGGUGAAUUUCCAACAGAAUAUCAUCCAACAAUAUUUGAAAAUUAUGUAACAGAUUGUAGAAUUGAUGGAAAACCAAUACAAUUAGCAUUAUGGGAUACUGCAGGACAAGAAGAAUAUGAAAGAUUAAGACCUUUAAGUUAUAAUAAUUCAAAUAUUAUAUUAAUUGCAUUUGCUUUAGAUACUCCUAUAUCUUUAGAUAAUACAAGAACUAAAUGGGUUGAAGAAGUUAAAAAAUAUUGUCCAAAUACUCCUUAUUUAUUAUGUGGUUUAAAAAAGGAUUUAAGACAAAAUGCUAGUAAUGCUAACAUUAAUUCUGAUUUAUCAAAAAAUAUAAUAAAUUUACAAAAUCAUAUAAAUAAUACUAACAACGAACUAAAUAAAGAUCAUUUUAAUUAUGGUAGAAGACAAACUGGAUAUGUUUCAUAUGAACAAGGUGAAGCAAUGGCUAAACAAAUUCAUGCUAAAGCUUAUAUGGAAAGUUCUGCAUUAACUGGUGAAGGUGUUGAUGAUAUAUUUGAAUAUGCUGUAAGAGUUAGUUUAAUGCAAUCUCAAAAAUCAAAUGAUGGAUGUUGUACAAUAUUGUGA